AUGACAACUAGUAUCUGUAACACGGUUCCCGCCAUCAACAAUGGAAAAGUUUUGACUUCCGGUACGAAUGAAGCGGAGUACGAGUGCCUGUCGGGAUUCCAAUUAGUUGGUAGGAAGAUAAUCAACUGUGACGCCACUUCCGGUUGGGAUGUGACGCCAUCUUGUGAUGUCAUCAGCAAUAAUGACAACAUUUUUACAUGGGGUCCAGAAUGGUUACUGAUAUUACUGGCGAUUAUACUGAUAUUAUCAGUGCUGUCUUGCACUGGAUGUAUCAUCUGGGCUUGUUGUUGUAGAAGACGCGGUGAAGGAUUCUUGUGUUUUGGAGGAGAGAACGGUAGAGGUGGAGGAAGGAGGGAAGGUGGAGAAUGGAAUGAAGAUAGUGAACUACUGUAUAAUGAGAGUGCUGGUGUUUAUACCAUGUCUGAUGGAACUAUGUUUAUACCAGUUAGACCACUACAUAAGGGUGAGUACGGUCGAGGCGGUUACCAUAAACGGAACGAGACUGAAUAUGAGGAAAAUGGCGGGUUCUUUGGCUGUUGUGGCGGGAAGAAACGAAGACGGAGGCCGUCUGCUGAUAUGGUGUUUGAUGAAAGUGAAGGUAUUUAUACCUUGAAGGAUGGCAGUAUGUACACACCAGUAAAACCACAGAAGACCACCGACGCCAAUGGUCGAGUUGUGUGGAAAAACCAAGCGGAUAUUGACAGCAAUACGUGGUUCUCACAUCAUGGUGGUUUCCAUGGUGAGAUAAGUGGCAACAAGGCGCGAAAAUAUAAUUCAAACGAUGUUGCAAACUAUACGCCAAACGAUUUCAAGAGUGACAAACAAAAUGGCCACUGGUUUUUGGAAGAUGGUAACAAUACGCGAAACAAUCGGACGUUGGUCACAACUAAGAUCCACCAAAAUGGCUCAGAGCCCGUAUCACAGACGACAAACCCGACCACAGUCUACAUUCUUGAAGAUGAUCCGAGAGUCAAAGCAGACAGACAGCGUAAGAAACAAAACCCUAAACCGAAGCAGAAGCCGCAACCAAUUGUAGUCAAGAGCGUCGACUCUCCUCGAUUUUUGGUCGACCAGCCUAGAGAGAAGACGGAAGUUAUCGUUCUGAGAGCACAAGAUCUGCAGCCGAAUCGCAGUGACGACAAGGAAGACAAGGACAACGAUGACAGAAAGAAUGAUAGCAACGAAAAGAAAAACAAAGAUGGCGCCGACGAUGGAAAGAAAGGCGGGAAAUCCAAACCUGACACGAAAGUCGUCGUCAUCAAUGUUAACCACAAGUACGAUAAAGGUCGGUCAAAAUCAACCAAUGAAAACCCAAAGGAAGAAGAACCGAAGCCAACACCAAGGGCAGACAACUUCGUAAACAGAAGUCUUCCAGCUCGCACUUACACCCCAUCAGAAACUGGCACGAGAGACACGUUCGAUAUAGCAGACGUUGAAGAUUUGAUAGCCAAUGAAAUUAAUGAUAGUGGUGUUGACAGAUCCACUGAUGAAGAUGAACCAAGGAGACCGAAUGCUGAUAACAGGUUUGUUGAUACGGUUACUAGGCAACUAAUUUUGGAUAAAAUGAGGGAGAAGAAGAAGUUUGACAAGGUCUGGAUUCCACACAGCCAUCCAAUCAGAAACAAAAAACACUUCACCAAAUAA
Molecule: messenger RNA, 1644 nt
Organism: Lottia gigantea (owl limpet)
Lineage: Eukaryota; Metazoa; Mollusca; Gastropoda; Lottiidae
Exons: 6
Coding region: 1-1644 (547 amino acids)
Source: RefSeq, a predicted model, not a curated record